Penicillium argentinense is the source of this 1509-nucleotide messenger RNA. RefSeq lists its product as uncharacterized. The record is from RefSeq and is a predicted model, not a curated record. Lineage: Eukaryota; Fungi; Ascomycota; Eurotiomycetes; Eurotiales; Aspergillaceae. The transcript is spliced from 3 exons. Gene Ontology annotation, molecular function: oxidoreductase activity, acting on the aldehyde or oxo group of donors, NAD or NADP as acceptor. Bases 1 to 1509 code for a protein of 502 amino acids.
AUGGCUUCAUUAUCUGUGCAGUGUAAGGCGCCCAACGGCCGCACUUGGGCUCAGCCUACUGGUCUGUUCAUCAACAAUCAAUGGGUGAAGUCGUCGACUGGCGACAAGAUUGCCAGUAUCAACCCUGCAACCGCGCAAGAGAUCACAUCUGUCUACGCUGCGUCGGAGCAGGAUGUCGACAAGGCUGUCAAGGCCGCGCGCGCCGCGCUGAAUGACCCUAGCUGGAGAGAUCUUCCCGGUGUUGAGCGUGGCAAGAUGAUGAACCGUCUGGCGCAGCUGAUCGAGGAUAAUCGCGAGACCCUUGCGACCAUCGAGACCUGCGACAACGGAAAGCCCUACACUGUUUCGCGUGACGACGAUCUGACCGAGACCGCUGAGACUAUCCGCUACUACAGCGGAUAUGCCGACAAGAUCUUCGGACAGGUUAUUGGCACCACCCCGGACAAGUUCGCCUACACUGUUCGUGAGCCCGUUGGGGUUUGCGGCCAGAUCAUUCCAUGGAACUUCCCCCUCUCCAUGGCUGCUUGGAAGCUCGGUCCCGCGCUUGCCUGCGGCAAUGCAAUCGUCCUGAAGCCCGCCGAGCAGACCCCUCUGUCGAUCCUGUUCAUGGCGAACCUCAUCGUGGAAGCUGGCUUCCCUCCUGGCGUGGUGAACAUCGUCAACGGCCACGGCUCUGUCACCGGUGCCGCUCUUGCUUCCCACAUGGACGUGGACAAGAUUGCGUUCACCGGUAGCACCGCGACAGCCAAGCACAUUAUGAAGAUGGCCAGCGUGAAUCUGAAGAACAUCACUUUGGAAACCGGUGGCAAGAGUCCUCUGGUCGUCUUCAACGACGCCGAUCUCGAACAGGCCGUCGAGUGGGCGCAUAUCGGUAUCAUGUACAACCAGGGUCAAAUCUGCACUGCUACAUCCAGGAUUUUGGUACAGGAUAAGAUUUACGAUAAGUUCUUGGAGGCAUUCAAGGCGCAGAUCAAGAAUGUUUCAAAGGUCGGCGAUCCUUUCGAUGAGUCUACGUUCCAGGGUCCCCAGGUGACACAGGCCCAGUAUGACCGUAUCAUGUCGUACGUUGACAUCGGUAAGAACGAGAAGGCUACUCUUGCUGUUGGUGGCAAGCCGUUCAAGGGCGUUGGUAAUGGCAAAGGAUUCUUCUUCGAGCCCACUGUCUUCACGGACGUCUCUCCCAAAAUGCGCAUUUACCAGGAGGAGGUCUUCGGUCCCUUCUGCGUUAUUGCCAAGUUCAGCACCGAGGAGGAGGCUGUUCAGAUGGCCAACGAUACCGAGUACGGUCUCGGUAGCGCUGUGUUUACUACGAACCUGACCCGCGCUCACCGUGUCGCCAAGCAGAUCCAGUCCGGUAUGGUCUGGAUCAACUCCAGCAACGAUAGCGACUGGCGCAUUCCGUUCGGUGGUGUGAAGCAGAGUGGUAUUGGUCGGGAACUGGGCGAGGCCGGUCUGGAGGCUUAUUCGAGCGUGAAGGCUGUGCAUGUUAAUAUGAAGUCGAAGCUUUGA